Phyllopteryx taeniolatus (common seadragon) is the source of this 5373-nucleotide messenger RNA. It is a transcript of the gene cramp1, whose product is annotated as cramped chromatin regulator homolog 1. Gene Ontology annotation, molecular function: chromatin binding. Gene Ontology annotation, biological process: pattern specification process. Gene Ontology annotation, cellular component: nucleus. NCBI's taxonomy places the organism in Eukaryota, Metazoa, Chordata, Actinopteri, Syngnathiformes, Syngnathidae. The record is from RefSeq and is a predicted model, not a curated record.
GCGCCGGAGAUGAAUAUUGUUGCGAAUGCGACUUUGUCGCGGUGGCUGUAAAAGUUUUGACGAGUUGUAUUGUGGAAGCAUUGAGUAAUAUGACUGAUUGGAGAAGCAGUCGAACUGCGCAGAGUUGUCGCCUCAGUCGGAGCUGGACGACGGCAGAGCAGCAGAGAGCGACGAGACCGCGCUGGCUUCGAUAUGCCCAAUUCGAUCACUUAUUGCCAGACGAACCGGGCGGACCCAUGGUGAAGAGAAAGAAGACGUCGGCCACUUCCGAAGAGCACGACAUUUGCAUGACACCGGGCUCCAGGGAGGGAAUCGGUGUCGAUGGGACGACGAAUCCGUCCAGAAAAGCCGACGGUUGCGACGAGGAGGAGAGCGGAGAGCAGGCGACCGAGGAGCGCAGUACAAAGGGAGACGAGCGAGUGGAAAUUCUUAAUCCGGCACCCACUACUCCCAGCCCCGGUUCGGGUUCUAGCCAGCAGACCCAGCCCUCGGCGGAGCCCACCGGCACCCCGUGUCCCGACCAACAUCAUUUUCUCCGAUCGAGCGUUCGACCUCCAAGCAAAAGGAUCCGGAAGGAUUCCAUCGGCUCGACCAUCAACGGCCAUGGCGGGGCCAAAUCGAAAGGGGCAGAGAACGGUACCUCUUCCCAGGGUGCAGUGGGACAGUCUGGGCCCGUGGCCGGGUCUACGGGAGGAGUUUCCAAGACCACCAAGGGCCAAGGACCUGCUGAGAAGGAGGAGCAAGCUGGUAACCAAAAGCGGGCCCGUCGGCAGUGGGAAUCUUGGAGCGCAGAGGAUAAAAACAGCUUUUUUGAAGGGCUCUAUGAGCAUGGCAAGGAUUUCGAGGCCAUCCAGAACAACAUUGCCAUGAAGUACAAGAAGAGAGGCAAGCCAGCAAACAUGGUGAAAAACAAGGAACAGGUCCGCCACUUCUACUACCGCACGUGGCACAAGAUCUCCAAGCACAUUGACUUUGCCAAUGUGUACACCCGAGUGCUAAAAAAAUCCUCUCAGGAACUUUACGGUCUCAUCUGCUAUGCUGAACUCCGCAAAAAAGUUGGAGGGCUUAUGGAUGACAAGAAUGUGGCAAAGCUGAAUGAACUCAUCCAACAAGGGGCCACCACUGUGCGCUCCAAAGGGAGGAACUUGCGAAUUAAAGCACCCAUGUGCCGUGCACUGAAGAAACUUUGUGACCCAGAUGGAGUAAGUGACGAGGAGGACCAGAAGCCGGUGCGUUUACCCCUGAAGGUGGCGGUGGAGCUUCAGCCACGCAGCAACUAUUCCUGGGCCCGUGUUCAGAGUCUAGCGCACAACCCUCGCCUAAGGAUGGUGGUGGAGCUUCACAGGAAAGUUUCCAGCCUCAUUGAGUACCUGAAACAGAAGUGGGCCUAUCACGACCAGAGAAUUAUAAAAAGUCUGAUGGAAAGGGAAGCAUUAGACGGGACUCAGUCCCCUUCGCCAAACAAAUCCCCACCUGAGGAGCUCUUUCUUUUCCCGGCAGAGAGCAGCUCCCUGACUACACUACCCGGCGUGGCUCGUGUGGUUCACUCCAAAGCCUCAUGCACUGUACACUGGCAAGAAAGCGGCAAGGCCCGGCCCAACGCCAAAGAGCUACCCGCUGCCCAGAUCCUGGGUAUUCAUACAGCUCCACCCUCACGGACAAGCACCAAAUCUGGACGAGGAAACACAGCUCCAACAGCUUCAGUGACCCCACAGAGUGACACUUGUCAAACAGAGCCCUCCAGCCUUGAGACUUCACCCAAUGGUUCUGGCAAGCUAGAGGAGAGGAGGCCUUCAUCUCUAUCUGCACUUCCCCAGCAAGCUGUGAUUCCCACAGAGGAGGCAACUGAGGGAGGACUUGUUGAGGGGAGCAAAACCUGCACUACUGGUGUGGAUUCCAAUGGAAGCCUAGCAGGGACCAAAACGAUAGAUGCAUUGUGUAGUAGUGCAGAGAGCGCACUGGAGCAGUGCAAGGAGGAGCAGAGCGUGAGCUCCUCCUCCCCAGACGGCAUCCAGACUGCGCCAGCCAAGCUUUCCAUGGCUGGCUCAGAAGAAGGAAUGCCGCAGAGCUCGGCCCCCGCAGCCAAAGAGCGAACUGUCGAACAGAUCAGAGGGGAAGGCUGGAACGUCCGUGACGCAGAGAACGUCACGCUGGCUGAGUUGUAUUUGAUGUUUGGGAAGCCUGGUAAGCUGCAGCUCGAGUACGAGUGGCAGUCCAUCUCACAAGCACCAUCGCAGCCGAGAACACACGGGAAGCAACGAGUACUACGCUGUCUGCUAAGACUGGUCACCACAGAGGUCAACCCCAAACCUUUGGCUCCAGAGCUUUGUUCCACAGCUACGUCACCCCUCAAGACUCCUCAGGAGGAACAAAACCAGGCGCUCACGCCUCCAGGAAAAGGUCCUAUUGCAGGGGUCCGUAGCCCAAGUUGUGGCCGGCAGCAGGCCUCUGUCCGAGGGGCCAAGUUGCACCUGACAAACGUAGGAGGCUCAGGUGCACGCAUCCUUCCCCGCUCUUUGCUGGGCUCGUCAGGAGCAGCAGCCAGCGACUCUGAAGGCAAUGUCUUUGCAGUACCCACCACACUCCCACCAAAUAGUUCCCGCCACAGCCGAAUGUUCUCCCCCAACAAGGAGGCUGAGCUGGCCCUGAGGCAGCAGCUCGACUCCAUCAGUAUGCAGUCAGAUCUUUUCCUCUCACGACAAAGAAAACCUCGAAACAAACUCCGGAAACCGCUCGUAGUUCAGCGAACUCUUCUACCGCGAACUACGGGGGACACUUCGCAGCACGUCUGCUCCGUCUCCAUCCUCUCCAACUCCUCUGCCACAGGAACUGGAUCUUUCCGGCCAAUUCAAACCCGGCUUGCUCCUGCCUCCCUCCCUCCACCGUCCAAGGCUUCCUCUUCGGCUGCCUCUGACUCUGCGGUAGCCAGUCAACUCUCCAGUGCACUUGACCUUGCAGCUAAGACUGCAGGCAUCAUUCCAGGAAGUCCUUGUCGGGAGCCAGAUCCUCCUGGCCUGGUCACCCCCGCACCAGUUGUUGAUGCUGAACCAGACCCUCAGCUCCUCCAGCACAAUGUCUCAGAGAAUGGCCUGCCUCCGCCAUCUCCCGGAGUGACAGGGGGUGGAGACUCACUCCUCUCUCCACCCAGCGUUGCCUCACUCCUGGACAUCUCUCUGCCGGGCCCCCCCGAGGAGGCCAUGACCCCCGGAGAGAAUCAAACACACAUCAGCGACUCCAUCAUCGAGCUCGCCAUCAAUUCUGCCCACUACGGCGAGGAGGCGGCGCUCUCUCCGGCCAAACUAAGUAGCAACGACGGCUCCAAACUGCUGGCCUCAUCUCCCUCCAUCAGCCCGUCCCGGGGCUGGAUUCCUUCACCCAGCCACGACCCACAGUGGUAUCCCAGCGACUCUUCCGACUCCACACUGGGAUGCCUCCUCUCCAGCAUGGUGUCUUCUGAUAAGGGCAGGCGGAGCACCCUCACCCCCUCCAGUGGCACAGCUUUGCUGGGUCCCAGCCUCCUUGACUGCAACUCCCAUGAUUCCUUUCAGUCACGAGGGCUUCCUGAUGUGGCCGAGAUGGACUCUCAGCUUGCCUGCAUGAUGAACGAGAGCAGCGUGGACUACAUCGCGCGCUUUAACGACCUGGCUCAGGAGCUCGCUGUGGCCGAACCCUCGAUUUCGCCACCCUGAGGGGGAGGCAGAGCGGCUCCGCAGACCCAACGCCAUCUGGACAAAACAAAUGAGCGCAUGCUACCCGCCACCUAGGAGCAAAGACGCCUGUGGAAACAGAGCAGUACCUAAAGCCAUCCCUGCCCUGUUUGUUAAAGUGCAAUAAUGUGAGAGGCGCAUCGUUCAAACACGCGUUGGCUUCACUAAACUUUUUGCAAUGAGAUCAAAAAAACUCCCUUUAAAGACUUCCGUUUACAAUUCACAACCUCAUGUACAGGAAAAUACUCUGCCAUAUCUGAAUGAAAAUCUUUCACUGAUCCUUUGUCUUUUCCUGCUAUUUUUGUUUGUCUUCUACAUGUAAACUUUGCCCCUCAAAAUGUGCAAAUCCACCAAAAAUGUGCAGUUUCACCACUCCCAAUAAGUUAGGGAUAUUCGUCUUUUGGGUGAAAUUACAAGAUAAACACUAAAAUGCACUAACCUUUCCAGAUUACUGUAAUUUGACCUUUUCUAAACUUUUGAUUGCAAAUGCCUAACUGUUAUGCUUCAAUACCUUUUGCACAAUUUACUGUUCCCUAACAAGGAGCUGAUUGUCAGUGUCAUCAGCAGGUUGCAACAGAGAUGCAGAGAAAUUGGAAGAGUCACAGAAAGGCAUAGAAGUGGACAUCCUUGGAAAUUUUCAUGGACCAAACACCUGUUUGGAGUUUUGCCAAUUACCUCCUUAUUAGAGAGAACAGCUCAAGUUGAACUUGUGCAUUUAAAAGUUUCAAGAAGGUCAAAAGUUCACCUGUAAUUGGUUGGACCUCAUUUUAGGUUCAUCCUCAUAUUUCACCCGAAAUUGCAAUAUUGCUAACUUUUUGUGAGUAGUGUGUAUAUCCUGAAAGAAAGGUGGUUGAUAAAGAGCUCAUCACUCGAAUCUCAGUCAUGCGCUUGUUUUAGUUGCCUUGUAUUUCAUAUUCAUUUCAUCUCCAUUAAUUCCGUUUUAUCGAGGUAGUGAACAUUUGAAACAUACUUUCAGUAUUUUUUAAGGCUGUAUGCAAAAUGGCAGCUUUGGUUGGCAGAAGGUUUGAAGAUCGCUUCAGUGACUUCAUUUCAAUUUGUUGCUGAAAUGAUAUAUGAAUUAAGUGUAAAUAUCCGUCUGUGAUGAGAUAAUACGUCAGGCUGCAUCGACUGGUUGAAAGAAAACAGUUGUACAUUCUAUAGCUUCACGUUUGAAACCUUUUAAUUUAACCAAGGACGCGCAUAUUCAUUUUACUCAGAGAUGUAUUUUCCUUUUUUAAAUUGAACAGUAACACUUAAUUAAAACUCUACGAAAGUGAGUAUUCAACUUAUUUACCUUUCAUUACUUAACGUUAGACUGGUUGUGUUGAAUUCCGUUGAAAUGUUGACUUGAUACUGUAUGUGAACGCUUGUGCCAAAGUCACUACAAAUGGUGAUCGUAUGAGACCAACCGACGCUUUCCUUUUUUGGUGUUCAGUCAUUUACUGCAAAUACACGCAUUUCAAAGUCCACUAUCAUUGCAUUAAGGGGUUUAUCGAACCAGAUCCCAGCUUGAAUUUGUCGUUUGAGUUGACUGGGUUUUAAAUAUUCCCCUUGCGGGGGAAUGUGGGGAAAUAGGAUUGUGAGAACUCACCACGCUGUUUAAAAUUCAAAUUUGCGAUUGUUUUAGAAAAGGAACUAACAGGCUUUAAAGUAAAUUGUUGUUUUU